UCUGUAAGGAUGGAUGUCUUCUUGUUUCUCUCAAUCUGUGGUCAGUGAUGCAGAGCUGCCCCCAGAGUGAGAGACCGAGAGCCUCUUUUCACUGACUGACUCCGACAGCCGUGAAAACAGCAACCCGGGCACGAUCUCCAUUCCUCGACAGACUGCCUGGAACCGGGAUUCCAACCCGGGCAAGUGGGCCGAAGUAGGCGGAAAUUCCUGCGAAACUAAGGAUUUGACUGGCACAGAUUGGAAAUGGCUGGACUGCAGGAAUUACGAAUGACAGAGGAGAAGCCUCUGCUGCGGGAGCAGAUGUCAGUGGAAACUUGCGACAUGUUCUUGCCCCCCAUGGACUCAGACUGGCAGGAACAUGACAUUGAAACCCCCUAUGGGAUGUUGCAUGUGGUGAUACGUGGUGCACCAAAAGGAAACCGACCAGCAAUUCUGACCUAUCAUGAUGUUGGGAUGAACCAUAAACUUUGUUUCAACACAUUCUUCAACUUUGAGGAUAUGCAGGAAAUCACCAAGCAUUUUGUCGUGUGCCACAUCGAUGCUCCAGGUCAGCAGACAAAUGCCUCGCAGUUUCCUUCAGGGUACCAGUUCCCGACCAUGGACCAGUUGGCUGCUAUGUUGCCAAGUGUAGUUCAGCAUUUUGGAUUUAAAAGUGUUGUUGGGAUUGGAGUGGGAGCCGGAGCCUAUAUCCUCGCUAAAUUUGCUCUGAUUUUCCCAGAUUUGAUUGAGGGGAUGGUUCUCAUCAAUAUUGACCCCUGUGGAAAGGGCUGGAUUGACUGGGCAGCAACAAAGCUCUCAGGUCUGACCAGCUCACUUCCUGACACUGUCCUGUCACAUCUCUGCAGCCAGGAGGAACUGAUGAACAAUACGGAGCUGGUGCAGAGCCUCCGACAGCAAAUAGGAGCUAACGUCAACCAGAGUAAUCUGCAGCUCUUCUGGAACAUGUACAACAGUCGCAGAGAUCUGGAAAUGAAUAGACCUGGAACUGUGGCCAAUGCUAAGACUCUGCAGUGUCCAGUGAUGCUGGUUGUGGGGGACAAUUCCCCAGCAGAGGAAGGUGUGGUGGAAUGUAACUCCAAGCUGGACCCAACUCAGACAACUUUCCUUAAGAUGGCUGAUUCUGGUGGUCUGCCACAGAUUACACAGCCUGGGAAACUAACAGAGGCAUUCAAGUACUUUCUGCAGGGCAUGGGCUACAUUGCAUAUUUAGUGGAUAGACGGAUGAGUAGUGGAGCAGUGGCAUCAGCCAGUAUGACUCGGUUGGCUCGUUCUCGUACAGCCUCACUGACCAGUGCCAGCUCAGUAGACGGACACCGUCCACGAAUCUGUACUCAAACCAAUAGUAGUGACAGUGUGGGCCAGGUAACUCAGAACAUCUCACACACUAUGGAGGUGUCUUGCUAAAAGGUGAUGGAAUAUACAAUGUGGCUGUACUCCCCCACAUAGUUCUUGAUAUUACUCUUGGUAUGGAAGCAGUUAAGAUAUAAAAGAGUAGAGAUUGCUUCACUCCUUUGCAGUGUAGCAGUCUGUGAUUUUCUAGUCUAACAAUUAAAAGGCUGUCUACAGCAUUUUUUCCUGCAUGAUUGCAAUCAUUGUGAGUUUUAUUUUGAUAGUUGCCUGAGCCUCUCCAACCUGUUAGCAGGUCUUCAUGAGUCCUGCAUUACUCCAGCCAAUCAUUGCCAUGGUACAUAUUAGGGACUGUGCCAAUGUAAUAGUAUUCAGUUAUUUGUUUAACUUGUGCAAUGGGAAAGCAUCAUAGUUUGAGCUGUUUAAAUGUGGAGACAUUUCCUAGUUAACUAACUGUUUUAGAUGUUCUUUAUGCUUUCUGUACUACAGGGUGCAAUAAGCUGCUCUAUUCACUGCAGAUGUAGUGAAUCAGGCUCCAUUAUUAAAUGUUUUGUAGAUACUUUUAUUCUCUCUUUCCUUCAACUUCAGUUUGUAAAAUUAUAAAAUGAAGAGGUCAAGGUUUGCUGUGAGUUUCGUGUUCUGAUCUUUGUGAUAAUCGUAGUGCUGUUGAGGUACUUUUUUGCAUACAAUUUAUCCUUUGUUGUGGUUGCUGUUAAUCUAAUACUUAACCACGGCUGUGAAACCACUAUCACUAUUAAUGUACUUAAUUACAAUGUUUAAGAAUGUAAUAAAAUCAACAUGGAACAAAAA
Messenger RNA from Chiloscyllium plagiosum (whitespotted bambooshark), 2157 nucleotides. RefSeq names its product NDRG family member 4 (gene ndrg4). NCBI's taxonomy places the organism in Eukaryota, Metazoa, Chordata, Chondrichthyes, Orectolobiformes, Hemiscylliidae. The record is from RefSeq and is a predicted model, not a curated record.